Drosophila takahashii is the source of this 627-nucleotide messenger RNA. RefSeq names its product CDGSH iron sulfur domain 2 (gene Cisd2). Gene Ontology annotation, biological process: regulation of autophagy. Gene Ontology annotation, cellular component: mitochondrial outer membrane; intracellular membrane-bounded organelle. Gene Ontology annotation, molecular function: 2 iron, 2 sulfur cluster binding. NCBI's taxonomy places the organism in Eukaryota, Metazoa, Arthropoda, Insecta, Diptera, Drosophilidae. The record is from RefSeq and is a predicted model, not a curated record.
AUGGAGCCCAUAUCGAACUUGGUGAAAUCCACCUUGCCCGAUUAUCUGUCAAAUCUGCCGAUUCCCAGUAGUUUCGGCGGUUGGUUUAGCCUCUCCUUCAAGGACUGGCUCUCCCUCAUCCCACCCACCGUUGUGGUGGCCGGAAUCGGUUACACCGGUUACCUGGCCUUUUGUCCGGCGGCACGGGGCAAUUGCUCGGGCAAAAACAGCGGUCUCUGCAACAGCCAAAUCAAGAAGAGCGAGGCCAAGGUGGUGGACAUGAUCGAUGUGGAGGACAUUGCCGAUAAGGCGGCCUUCUGUCGCUGCUGGAAGACCAAGAAUUGGCCCUAUUGCGAUGGCAGCCAUGGCGAGCACAACAAGUUGACUGGCGACAACGUUGGACCCGUGGUGGUGGUCAAAAAGAAGAAGUAAAUUCCAGCGGUGCAUCGAGAUAUAAAACGCCUAGCAUUUCCUUGUUUAAAUUCUCUCCAAGCUUCUGUUUGCUUUUAAAACCGAUUUAAUGGUUGAACUUAUUCGAAACACUUCUGCUAUCUGCUAUCAGAACCCCUUGUAAUCGUAAGCAAUUAUUGAUGAUAUUGAUGGAUUAAGUUAAAGGUUGCCAAUAAAAUUGCCCAGAAAACAUCGAAA